Molecule: messenger RNA, 1176 nt
Organism: Arctia plantaginis
Lineage: Eukaryota; Metazoa; Arthropoda; Insecta; Lepidoptera; Erebidae
Source: the annotation of a GenBank genome assembly
AUGGACCCGUUAACAAAAUACUUAGUGUACAAUAAAACACCAACAACAAGACACCCGAUGGACUACGAUACCAUAAAAGCACAGAAGAAAGAUGUCAAGGAAAAGGGUGCAGCGAUUGAUAGAAGAGUUCUUCUGCUAUCUCCUGACAUAGAAAGAGUUUACGAAGAGCGGGUUUUGUACGCUAGGAACAAGUUAUUGAAUGGCGCUAAACCAGCUGUGGUCGGCGGCAAGCCGAUAAGCGAAGAGUUAGCUUCUGAUCUUCGAAUAACCUGCUUCAGUUCAGCUUCCUGCCCACCUCGAGGAGAAUGGAUACGAACUCCUCUAGUCAUGAGGCCUCCAGAUCAACCGCUGGGAUACGGCUUGGCUGCUCCAAGGAAUGGAGCCAGGUCUCUGUUGUCUGCUCUUCAGGCACACAUGAUUAAGUGGCUACUUUUUGAUUCACGGCCACCAACGAAGGAUAAUAAGUGUGAUGUACCACCUGACACGUAUCUGCGUCCUUCGGAGGAACGCCAGGAAGAAGCCAUGUGGCGUGCUUGCAGUGACGUCAUCUGGCGUAGUGCAGGAGGAUUCAAUAAUCAGGCAGGAACUGAGCCUAAAGCUAUUGUGUGCUUACCUAGUGACAAUACUUAUGUUCAACAUAGUUCCCAGUAUUAUCAAGAUGGUGUUACAGAAAAGUUCCAAAUAGAAGACGGUGCAGGUGCUUUGCUAGUUUUGUAUUCAUGUGUGCUAUCAAGGGGAUUGGAAAACGUCAAGAAAGAUCUAGAUGGAAAACUGAGCCAUCUGGUAUCUGCUCAGGUUGAAGGAUCUAUUAAUGUGGUGACUCUUCUUCUGACUGGACGAGCUACUCCGUAUCUCCAUAAUGGUGUUUUGUACGUCGGUGAUGAAGACCACUACGCUAUGCCACAAUUUGGAAUCCUAUCUCGCAGUCCUGUCGGUCUUCUAGUGUGGUACGGCGGUGAAGAAAAUGCUAAAGCGGUCAUUAACAAACAGUUUCCUGGGUCUCGGUUGAAAACUCCUGCUUUACCUAUAUGGGUGACCAGCUGCUCUGGGCACUACGGAGUUUUAUUCAACACUAAUCGUGAACUACUGAGAAAUUAUCAUGCUGAAAGAAGGUGGCAAGAUGCUAAAAUUACCUGGACUGGAGCUACACCAUACGUUGGAGAAUCACCAAAAUAA